GUGAUGAUUAUUUCUCCAUAAUAGGAACGGGGAAAAGGAGGAGGAAAAAGUGAAGGGGAAAUUAAUAUAUUUUUUUUGAACCCUUGGUGCAUCGCUUUUAUUCCACAGGAUGCCUUCACUGGCAGAGCGCCCGCGCUCUUCGCAGGAAGCCCUUCUUCGCCUCGAGAAGGGCACAGCAUCUCCUACUACCCAGCUUAAUGAGGCAGCUCAAAUUAUCGGACUCGACCUGUCCCUUUGCGCCAGCCAUCCAGAGAUCAACCGAACCCCUCAUCUCCCGGCCCACGCUGCCCCCAAGGAAGAAUGGGUGCUGCGAUGGUUGUUGAAGAAGCUGAAGUCGGGGAAAAACUAUCGAAUGGAGUCUGCUUCGUUUCUUCUAUUGCGACAACUGAUCGAUUUAAUCCCUCCAAAAACAUUGGCUUCCACCCUCAAGGAUCAAAAAUUCCUCGGAAUUCUCGACCAUACGAUCACGGACCUGACAACUGAUGUGUAUGCCAGUAUUCAGGAUGGAAUGGACGACCUGCUGUUUUCCGACUCCGAAUCCAGUCGUACUCUGAGUGACUCGUCACGCCCGACUGAAGGGGUUGACAAGAAGGGAACCAAGAGGAAGAGGAACAAUGGGGACCAUCAAGAUGCGAUGGAUAUUGACGAGCAGCCCCGGACACUGGCUUCAUGUUUCUUGACCUUCAUGCGUGUGCUGGACUGCUUAUAUAGCCUAGUCAUGCUUGCUCAUCAAGCAUCUGGCAUGAAUGAAGACACCGCCAGCUCGCAUCUGCGACAUGCUCUCAAAGGAGAACCCCAACCGGUUGCGGUCACUCUUGGCAAAUCCUUCACCCUUGCGUCCAUCGCUAUUACUCAGUUCCGUCGCGGACAGAAAACCACCGACUUGCAGCAUUUAUUUUACGUGCUUCCCGCCCUCUUCGAGCUGUGGGAAUGGAGGUCCCACCGCCAAGACGACUCGGGCCAGAGCUUGAGUAAUGAUUCCUUUGCCGCAAAUUGCUUCCAGCGUGCUCUCAGACUCCUACUCUGCGUCCGAUCUACACAGCUUGAUACUGACGAGAAGGCCCAAGUGCUUACCGGUGUGGAGCGUUUGAUUGCUCUGCACGUUGUUCUUCCUGCGCGUGCAGACUUUUUCACUAGGGGCGGCUCGGGUAUCGACUACUCCGCUAACGAGCCAGACUGGAGCUCCGUCAAACCCGUCUCGGAUACCUUCAGGCCUAUUCUUUGCAUAGAAGAGUCCCCAGACCAGAACACCUCUAACGCAAACGCAAGCGAUUCGCCAAAGAAAGAGCUUUGGAAAGCAGCUGAACUUUUGCCGGAGCUCUUUGAUGUUGCGUCGCGAUCCGUUCCCCGGGACACCUUCCGUCGACAAACACAUGAGGCCGCCUGGUUGGAGACUUUGUUCGUUGCUGUUGCAGAGCUGGCUUUCUCUCUUGUGAAAUCCGAGAAUGCACCGUCAUUCCUUUCCGACUUUGUGGGCAUUCUGGAACAACUUUUCCGUGUGGCGCUCAGCCGCAACGUCCAAUUAUCUCUACACACCCUUCUUACCCACGCCGCAUAUACCGGCCUCCUCAAGGAUGGGCUCUCGCAGGUUGAAUGGGGCCUUAUUGCAUUGCUCAUUGAGCUAGGAGUGGAUAUUUUCCUGCCAAACUCCGGCCUUGCGGACUCCACUAAGUAUCUCAAUGGUUUGUUGGAAAAGGUCAUUUUGCACUGGCGCAAUAGCCGGACAACGGACGGCAGCUAUGAAAUAAUUAAGAACGGCAUUAUCCUCCCUUUGUUGCAUGGUUUUACAGCAGCCAGAGAUCUUGCGACCUUUAUGGAAUUGUGGUAUCAGCAGUUAAUCGACGUUGAAGAGGCAAGAACCCAAGACAGUAACCUAAACCUCUUCGCAGUGUGGGAAGAUGACGACCUCUGCAAUGCCUACAGCGAACUAAUGCGGAACCCUCUAAACCAAUCCCUCUGUACCGCUCAAACCCAAGCGGCAGCCACAGAAAUUCGCGCUGACGCUGGCCAAAUUGCCAAUUCCCCUGGGGCAUAUGGGCAGAUUGUGAUCUUGGAGUCUGGCCUCAGAAAAAGAACAAUUGACCUCGCGGAUAAAAAUGACAGCCUCGGCUCUGUAGUGGAAACCGUGAUCUCAGCCCUCUCUUCAAAACAGUCCCUCAACUGGCGGUGGCGCUUGUGGAAACUAGCUCGCAAUCUUCUUGCGAACAACGUGCAGAAAAUUGACACCGGCAUGGGUGCUACUUUGGCCAAGUUAACAGCCGUGGCUGCAAAGUCAAUUCAACGCAACCACAGAGACUUGCAGAAGCUGCACACGCGGUUGGAGUGUCUUGAAAUCUACCAGUUCAUGCUUGUUGCCAUCCAGCAGUCUCCAAGCUCUAACUAUGUUGAAGAAUUUUCCUCCUUGACAAGUAAAGUUGUAACCUUCACAAAGUCAAUCUCGAAACAGGAUUCCUUGCAAUCAAUGAGCUCUCCAUGGAACGGCCGUUCAGACCAUCUUGAUUCGCCAACUGCCUUGGCUCUGGUUUAUUUCCUAUGUCUAGUCCGAAACCCAGAUGUGUGGAUUCGCAUUGAAUCCGAUGUCCGACAAUCUCUGUUCGGACAUAUCCUAUCACUUGCGUCAGCCCAGUACCAUACAUCGUCGUCAAGUUUGGAGACCCCCCCACCAGGGGCUCGGUUCCUCCAGGCCUGGGCUAGUGUUGUUUGUCAUGAAUACCUACUUAAUACUCCCAGAAUCGUAACCGACCUGAUUACGGUUUUGUCUGCACAACUCAAAGAAGAUGUCUUGAAUCGCAAGCUUUAUGUUGAAAGUCUUCAGAGAAUCCCCGCUCCUCUUAUUACCCGCCGCCAGAGAGGCGCUUUAUUAGACUUGCUGCAGGAGGUCAUUGUGCAACAGGAUAGCACAUCCACCCUUACAGUUGGAAUCCUGGCACUGAUGGCCAGGCUGGCGGAUAUGUCCAAAUCUCCAGCCGCACUGACAGGCAACUGGGAGCCCGUCUGUGAUGUAGCGAAAGCAAUUACUUUACAGGGAGCAGAGGUCGAUCUUGAGAUGAUGAAAGCAUUUAGGUUCCUACAUCGAGCAGUCAUUGCGAAGCUACUGCUUCUUUCUGAAGGCGAGCGCCGCAAGCUGUUUAAGAAGAUGUACAAGAAGGUCUCAGCAAAGGCUUCCAAGUUGCAGUCCAUCGAUCGCAGCUCGAUGGAAUGCUUCUUUUUGAGAAUCUCUCUCUCUCAAUUUUGGCUUCAUCGGGAUCAACUAGCAGAUGCGAUAGAUACCACAGAACUGCAGGCUUGUCGCGAGAAGGUCUUUGAAUCAGUAGUAGCCGAAGUCCGUUCCGCCAAAGAUCAGUACAAGAAGCAGCAUCUGGAGGAAACCAUCUCUCUUAUCAAAACUUUGGACGCGCUGGAGGACUUCGAGGACCUGGCAGCAGGCCACAAGGAAGUUGGAAGGUUCCUAUCCAAGAUUGAGAGCUACGUCGAAAAAUCUACGGAGGAGGGAGGGUCGUCAUUGCGCCGGCUUAUUCGGCGUCGAGUCCUGGCCACUCAAGGCUCGGCGAAAACCAUCACAGUUCCUGUGGUACAAUACGCCGAGUCCCUGCCGCUUCAGCAAAUGUACAGUGAGGAGCAGCGGCGCUUUAUUCAAUCGACAAGCGAGCGCUUCCGGGCUAUGUCCGCGGAGUCCUUGACCCAGGUGAUUCGAGAUGUCCGCCAGCUGGGAUUUGUGGGCAAAAACGCUGAGUACCAUCUGCUCAUUGCCGGUCUGGCUGUGGCCGCGCUCUCUCCUAUUGAAGACAAGGAGAGCGUUCAAGCGCAGGAGCUGUCGCUACUGUGCACCGCCGUCACCGAGUCUGUGCCACGCACCAAGUCCCUCGAACAAUUUGUUCUCGCCACGGAAUGCCUGGAUGCUCUGCUACGCAACCAGCCACGGUCUGUCUCCCAAUGGAAUGUCGACAGUCUUCUUGCAUGCAUCGCGGUGUGCGCGUCCAAGUCAGGCCCCCGGAUCAACCCAGAAUUUGCCGGCACCAUAUAUAUCCGAUUAUGCCGGCUAAUGGGUCUCCUUUUGGGUCUGCACCGUCAAAAGCUGGGAGGUCGUUUCCACCUGAUCCUCCCGGCCAUUCAACGGCUGCUACACUGCUUAUUCGCUCGGUCUAAGAAGCGUGGCCGAUCUGUACUCUCGGAUAACGGAUCUAGCCAACAACCAUUCUGGCUUUCCCAACUCAACGCUGCGCAUGCUACCCAUUUCACCCGCCUUCUCACCUCCCUCUGCGACCCGACAGUCUCUGCUGUCUCUCGACCAACCCCCUGGGGUGCUGGCCAGGAGGGUCUUACCGAUCAGACCAAGAAAUCCAAGCGGAUCGCAGGACAAUACCUCCAGUACUUGAUCAUGGAAUAUGCGCAAAACUCCCUCCGCAGUUCGCUGCCCCCCGAUGUGAAGGCGGCCCUCAUGCCCGGUCUCUAUUCGGUACUCGACGUGAUGUCACGUGACACUAUGCGGGCGCUGAACGCAGGGCUAGAUAUCUCUGGACGAGCGGUAUUCAAAGCGUUGUACGAUGACUAUAUGAAAUUCGGCAAGUGGAAUAAAGGCUAGUGUGGCUGGCUGAGCCUUGACCGGGACCGCGGCGUUUGUGUAUGUGUGCUAGCAGAGUCAGGCGAAAGAUCCCUAAAUACGGACAUACCCGGUUUCAAUAAUGAUAACGAAUCCUGCAAUUAAGAUCUAGACCAAGCUACCGUAGCAGAGGAAAUGUUCCUAUAGUCUGUAGGUUCCUUGGAGGACCUCGGAAGUGUAGAAAGAAUUCCCGCCAGCCAAUCCAUAGGGACAAAUUCAGUUAAUUUAAGUCGAUAUCACGAGGUCGAAAGGCAAAAAAGGCAGCCUUCGG
Aspergillus ochraceoroseus IBT 24754 is the source of this 4871-nucleotide messenger RNA. RefSeq names its product ribosome biogenesis protein URB2. Gene Ontology annotation, biological process: ribosome biogenesis. The transcript has 3 exons. The record is from RefSeq and is a predicted model, not a curated record. The coding region runs from base 110 to 4582 and encodes 1490 amino acids. Gene Ontology annotation, cellular component: nucleolus. Lineage: Eukaryota; Fungi; Ascomycota; Eurotiomycetes; Eurotiales; Aspergillaceae.